CGUGUGAAGCUUGACGCGCUGGGUUCGUUCUGGUUCCGCCGCUCGAGCAGAACGCCGAAGGACUUUGGACAUGAAUGGGCCCCUGAGGUUGCACGCGGUGCCGUGAGAGGACGGCUGGACUCGUGUUCUGGUACCGGCUGGAGGCGGCGGAGCGGCUGCUGGCCGUUUUCUGAGUGAGGGGUUGCUCCUGGUCCAGUCAUGACCUCAGGGAAUGGGAACAGCAGCAGCACCCAGCACCAUGGAGAGAGAAAACCAGCCCAGACGCUGGUCAGACGGCACAUCCUCACCCACCUGAUAGAAGGCUUCGUGAUCCAAGAGGGUGCUGAACCCUUCCCUGUGGAGCGUCCGUCCUUCUCAGUGGACAGUUUACAAAACCACAGUCAGCAUUUGGAAAGCCACAUGUCAAGUUCAAAACUAGAGAUCUCAGAAAAAGAGCCACAGAACCAGCCCAUGUUGACCUGCGAGUUGUGCGGCAGGAUGGAUUUCGCCUCCAUCUUCAAGCGGUCCAAGAGGUUCUGUUCGACCGUGUGUGCUAAACGCUACAGCGUGGGCUGCACAAAGCACGUGGGUCUCUUCCCCAACCAAGGGUCCACUGUGGAGAACCUGAAGAAACAAAGAGCACUGAACGGAAACCACAAAGUCUGGAGUCUGGAGUCCAAGAAGAAGUAUCCCUCAUCUGUCCAGAAACUUGCUGCUGCCGCGCUCUCCUCGGGUCACCCCGCUGUGGGUGAGUCCAGCCAGUGUUCAGAGCUGUCCAGCUACAAAACGUCCCCGUCCUCUCCUGCCGGGGUCCAGCGUCUGGCCGCGCUCCAAGGCUGCGACCUGCCCCACGGCUUCCUGCCCACUGACCCCAGCCGCUGGAACGUGGAGGAUGUCUUUGAGUUCAUCUGCUCCCUUCCAGGUUGUCUGGAGAUCGCCGAGGAGUUUCGCUCACAGGAGAUUGACGGACAGGCACUGAUGCUGCUGAAGGAGGACCACCUCAUGGGAACCAUGAACAUCAAACUUGGUCCUGCACUCAAGCUCUUUGCCCAGAUCAGCAUGCUGAAAGACUCGUAGCCUCAGAGAACACUUCACCUCAUGCGCUCAGCAGCUGUUCAACCACGGCCGCGCAAACGGGCUGAGUUCAAGAUGUCGCAUUAAGUUCAGCUAACAGCCCAAAUACUGUGUCGUAGCCCGCUGACCACGAGGACAUCAGUUCUGAGAUUUACAGUGUCGGUAAAAAAAAACACACACAGAACUUUUACAUGUUCUUUAGGCUUUUGUGACAUAAAAUAUGUUACAAAAAUCAGACUUUUGACGAAAAUAAUCUGUUUCUCAGUUCUAAAACAACAAAACUACGGGACGUCCAAAAGUAUUCACAGCACUUCACAUUCACCACAUUUUAUGUUACAGCCUUAUUCCAAAAUGGAUGAAAUUCUUUUUU
This is a messenger RNA of Thalassophryne amazonica, 1423 nucleotides long. RefSeq names its product polyhomeotic-like protein 2. Gene Ontology annotation, cellular component: PRC1 complex; nucleus. Gene Ontology annotation, molecular function: protein binding; zinc ion binding. The record is from RefSeq and is a predicted model, not a curated record. The transcript has 7 exons. Bases 199 to 1056 code for a protein of 285 amino acids. NCBI's taxonomy places the organism in Eukaryota, Metazoa, Chordata, Actinopteri, Batrachoidiformes, Batrachoididae.